GUAUCCGGUUGUCGUGGUCAUUGGCUGUCAUGAUGGUUCCUGUCGGGAUGUUAGAGCGGUGUAACCCUGCUGUUUUUGACUGCCUUAAUGAAUGUUAACGCCAUUAAUAUCGCUGCCGUCUGAUCGUGCUUUCACGUAACGGCACUGUGAUCAACUCGGACGCACGCGUUAACCAUCAACGAGAACCGUGACUGCCCGAAGUGCUCGGUAGCUUCGUGCUUGUGAGGCUCUCUUGUGAAGAGGCUGAGCCGAUCGUGAACUGUCUGUGCGAAAAUGCCUCAAUCGUUGAAUCAGUAUCUAUCAUCUCUACUCGCAAAGUACCAUUAUCCAGAUCAGGCCAAGAAGGACAUCACAAAUGCACUCCAGCAUUACCGGAACCUCUCCCCGACUACCUCACAGUUUGUCUUCAACGAUGGCAUUAAAAAGGAGCUGUUCUGCCUGGACGGCACCAUCCCGGUGAACUACAAAGGCACGACGUACAACAUACCGAUCUGCAUCUGGCUGCUGGACACGCACCCGUACAACUCGCCCAUGUGCUAUGUCAAGCCCACUAGCUACAUGCAGAUAAAGGUGUCCAGGCACGUCGACCAGACGGGUCGCGUCUUCCUGCCCUACCUGCAUGAGUGGAACCCGAGCUCGUCAGACCUGCUGGGCCUCAUCCAGGUGAUGAUCAUCGUAUUUGGCGAGACACCACCCGUCUUCUCAAAGCCCCAGGAGGAUGGUUCACCUGCCUACCUUGGAGCCAGGAACACUGCCGCAGGCGGAGGCUUCUUCCGUCCCACGACGGGGGUGAUGCCACCGGCCGUGGGGGGCCAGCCUCCGUACCCAACAUCGGGGACUGCCAUGCCUCCUUAUCCCCCAGGAGGAGCCACCAGCAUGCCUGCACCAUGGACACCGUACCCAGCACCAGCCAGUGGCACUGCAUCAGCCUCGGCGAACACGGUGGGCGGAGGCGGUAUGCCCACGUACCCCAUCUUCCCCCCGGUGGCAUCUGGCGCAGCACCGUACCCACCCUACCCAACGUCGGGCCCCACCACAGCCAACACAGGAUACCCAUACCCACCAGCCAGCACUACAAGCACGUCUGUUGGUGCAGCCAGUGUCUCCCAGACCGGCACCAUCACCCAGGAGCACAUCCGGGCCUCUCUGCUCACGGCCGUCGAGGAGAAGGUGAAGGCCCGUCUCAAGGAGGCCCUCUCUGGAGCUCAGGCGGAGAUGGACGUGCUGAAGCGCACUCACGAUGAGCUGACGCAGGGCAAGACGAAGCUGGAUGACAUGAUCAACCGCAUGGACAGAGAACAGGCGGAGCUGGAGGCAAACCUUCAGAACCUCCGUGAGCGCAAUGAAGAGCUGAAGGAGCUCAUCCGCAAAAUGGAGAAUCAAGGAAGCAUCAACGUCGACGAAGCGGUCAUCACCACUGCACCUCUCUACAAGCAGCUUGUCAAUGCCUUUGCAGAGGAGAAUGCCACGGAGGAUGCAAUCUACUACUUGGGCGAGGCACUUCGCAAGGGUGUCAUUGACCUGGAUGUGUUCCUGAAGCACAUUCGAGAGCUGUCAAGAAAGCAGUUCCUGCUGCGAGCCCUGAUGCAGAAGUGCCGUGAAAAGGCCCAACUUCCAUAAGUCAACAAUUGCCCCCGACGGUCUCACAACUUGAAGGCACGGAACGGGCAUCAAGUCUGGAGUCCUACAGCACAAAGGUGUCUACGGCUGGAACAGCAUUGCAAGCACCCCGUCAUGCCCGUGUGGACUGUACGAAGCGCACUAGAGAAAAAUCUGGUGCUUGUGUCUACAUAUGUUACCCAUGUGGUUCUUCAGCCUUCACGGAGGUUAUGGGCAGUGUAUGAAUUUGCAUAAACUUCAUGCAUGUGAUUUUCAAAUGAC
Dermacentor albipictus is the source of this 1881-nucleotide messenger RNA. It is a transcript of the gene TSG101, whose product is annotated as tumor susceptibility gene 101. NCBI's taxonomy places the organism in Eukaryota, Metazoa, Arthropoda, Arachnida, Ixodida, Ixodidae. Gene Ontology annotation, molecular function: ubiquitin binding. The record is from RefSeq and is a predicted model, not a curated record. Gene Ontology annotation, cellular component: ESCRT I complex. Gene Ontology annotation, biological process: endosome to lysosome transport; protein transport; protein modification process.